AUGAGAACAGGAAGUGGAUCGCUUUCUCAUUCUCUGAUUCGAACGAUACGACCCACUGGUCACUUGCACACGUUUGAUUUUCAUGAAAAUCGAGUAAAUUUAGCGAGAGAUGAAUUUAAGGUUCAUGGAAUCAGCGAAUUUGUAACAGUGCAACAGAGAGAUGUUUGCGCUGAAGGAUUUGGGGAUGAGUUGAAGCACAAAGCGGACGCAAUUUUCUUGGAUUUGCCGCAUCCGUGGCUGACAAUCGACUCUGCUGUCAAUACUUUAAAAGAAUCGGGUGGAAAACUCUGUUCAUUUUCGCCCUGUAUCGAGCAAGUUCAAAGAACGUGUGAAAAAUUGACUUCUCACGGAUUCGUUGAAAUAAAAACUUACGAAAAUUUGCAAACAGAAUACCAAGUGCACUAUAAAAGUAUACCAAUUCUAGAUUUGGAAAGCUUGAUGAAGGAUGAGGAAACGAAUGGAGCAGAACCGCCCAAGAAAAAAGGAAAAUUCAAAAUCAAACAGGACGAAAACAAAAUUUUGACUGUCUCGGAACCGCGAACUACGCCAGGUCACACUGGUUACAUAACUAUUGCAACAUUACCUCCAGAAUUCGCAAGAAAUGUAUUCGACAGUUGACAAAUUCUGUAGAAUUUAUAAAAAUAAGGUUUACAAAUUUU
Belonocnema kinseyi is the source of this 659-nucleotide messenger RNA. RefSeq names its product tRNA (adenine(58)-N(1))-methyltransferase catalytic subunit TRMT61A-like. The coding region runs from base 1 to 618 and encodes 205 amino acids. The record is from RefSeq and is a predicted model, not a curated record. Gene Ontology annotation, biological process: tRNA methylation. Gene Ontology annotation, cellular component: tRNA (m1A) methyltransferase complex; nucleus. NCBI's taxonomy places the organism in Eukaryota, Metazoa, Arthropoda, Insecta, Hymenoptera, Cynipidae. The transcript has 4 exons.